Paraglomus brasilianum is the source of this 1464-nucleotide messenger RNA. The record is from the annotation of a GenBank genome assembly. Lineage: Eukaryota; Fungi; Glomeromycota; Glomeromycetes; Paraglomerales; Paraglomeraceae.
AUGCAAGCCAUAGCCUCGCACAUAUCUGCCCAAGCCCUGUUCAUUUUCCAAAGUAUCCUCGAGGAUGCGCCCUUCCUCUCGUUACUUGUCAUUGUGACAUGGUUGAUUCAUCAAAUAUACAAAUUCCAUCUUGAAAAGUCGCCUAUAAAUGCGAUUCCAGGUCCCAAGUCAUGGCGCUGGACCGAUAUUCCACAUUCGCUCUACUUAUAUCUCGGUCCUGGGCAUGAAAAAGCAAGGGAGUUGCACCAAAAGUAUGGACCCGUUGUCAGAAUUGCUCCGCAUAGCGUACUUGUUGCUGAUAAGAACGUUGUCAAGCAGAUUCUCGUGACUGCUAAAGAUUAUCAAAAAGCCGAUAUCUACAAAACAAUCUUUGGAGCCGGGGUUCCUGGUUUACUUACAACUAUUGAUAAACAAGAACACAAACAACGCCGUCGGCUGUUAUCACCUGCAUUCUCGAUCGCUCAAUUGAAAUCUAUCGAACCAUAUAUAUCAAACACGGUCACAGAUUUGUGCGCUUUAAUUGAGAAAUCAAUUAAAAACGCGGAUGACGAUGGGUGGGCAAUUGUUGAUAUGAUGCACGCUUUGCGACUGAUGGCGUUUGAUGUCACGGGACAUGGUUCUAAUGCCGAUAUGGCGGAUCAAUUGAUCUGGGAAAUGACUCAACAGCUAUUUUCCCCUCUUCCCGUUUUAUCAUGGUUUGUGCCCUCAUUACCUGGGCCAAAGCUACGCAAGUUCUUGAUGAGUCUUGUUGAGGAACAUCGUCAGUCUGGUGAAGACAGAGUUGACGUCCUCAAAUAUCUACUUGAAUCCAAGGGGCCUCUUACUGAUGAGCAGAUUGUCAAAGAAUUGGUUUUAAUCUUCUUUGCGGGAACUGCUAGAACUUCGGUGACGCUGACGAUCACCCUCUUGUUGCUCCACUUGCAUCCAGAGAAGCUCACUAAACUACUCUCUGAAAUCCAUGCCACCUUCCCUGAUCCCAGCGAACCCGUGACGUAUACCAAGUGUAAGGAGAUGCAAUACCUUAACGCGGUUAUUAGUGAAACGAUGAGGUUCUAUCCUAUCGUGGGUCCUGGUUGGAUGCCAAGGAUCUUCCCAUACGAUUUAAGGGUUGGAGAUGUUGUUAUUCCAAAGGGCACCGAUAUAAUCAGUUCUAUAUAUACUUUGCAACAUAUGGAAGAGUAUUGGCCAAACCCUGACAAGUUCAUCCCGGAAAGAUUCUUCCCCGAGAACAAUCCAAGCUGGGACGCGUUCUAUCCAUUCAGUGCUGGAGAAAACAAUUGCAUUGGUAAGAACAUUGCGUGGGUAGCCAUGGACAUCGCGCUCGUCACACUCUUGCGCAAAUUUGAAUUGGAGCUCUUACCAGAGAGCGAGCAGACUAGGCAAUUGGUGAUGUUGUCUACGUUUACAGUCAAAGGCGAGUCGUUGAAGAUGAAAGUUAGGAGGCGAGCUGAGGUUAACCAGUGA